AUGUUGUUGAGGAAGUUCUGCUGCUGUUGUUCCACUGCCCCCUACUGCCCCGCACUGCCCCCUACUGCCCCGCACUGCCCCCUACUGCCCCGCACUGCCCCCUACUGCCCCGCACUGCCCCCUACUGCCCCGCACUGCCCCCUACUGCCCCGCACUGCCCCCUACUGCCCCGCACUGCCCCCUACUGCCCCGCACUGCCCCCUACUGCCCCGCACUGCCCCCUACUGCCCCGCACUGCCCCCUACUGCCCCGCACUGCCCCCUACUGCCCCGCACUGCCCCCUACUGCCCCGCACUGCCCCCUACUGCCCCGCACUGCCCCCUACUAAUCCUGCAUGUUUGA
Molecule: messenger RNA, 342 nt
Organism: Knipowitschia caucasica
Lineage: Eukaryota; Metazoa; Chordata; Actinopteri; Gobiiformes; Gobiidae
Source: the annotation of a GenBank genome assembly